Molecule: messenger RNA, 2271 nt
Organism: Dujonia railenensis
Lineage: Eukaryota; Fungi; Ascomycota; Pichiomycetes; Serinales; Debaryomycetaceae
Source: the annotation of a GenBank genome assembly
AUGAACUUUCUUUCGUCAGCUUUUAGCUCGCUUACCGGGAAUUCGAUCCCGUACACGUUCAAGGAGAAAAUUGUGGACCCCAAACUGGGCAGCUUCCCAGAUUCCACGUCAGUGUGGACUAUCUACAAUGGGUUGAACAAGGCAAACAACGCACCCGUGGCCAUUUUCGAAUGUAGUUUAACGGAUCCAGUGAAUAUUUCUAAAGAUUUAGUUCUGCUUGCCAGAAAUUGCUUCCGCAAGAGCAAAAUGCUUAAAUUGCCAGGGAUCAUAUCUGUGGUGGACUUCAUUGAGAGUGAGAGCUACUUGUACAUCAUUACUGAGCCAGUGGUGCCCUUAAGCUCCUACUUACUGCAACUGGCAGGUUCUGGAUCUGACAGUAAGAUAUUCGGGGUCCAUUCUAUAGGGCUUGCUAUGCUGCUUGUCAAUCAAAGUCAAUACUUGCAUGGUAAGUUGAACUUGACCAAUUCGGUGUUCGUGACUAGGGCCGGGGACUGGAAGUUAUUUGGAUUGGAACUCUUGACCAACUUACAGUCUGAUCCAGACCAACCCAUUUACAGAUUGUCCAAAUUGGAGCCUGGGUUUGAUCUGUCACUACCUGAGGAUGUCAUUGGAAAUCUGGACUUGAUAAGGCAGUUUCCUUUGAAGUUAGACAGUUACAAAUUUGGUGUGUUCAUCUACAGCGUAUUCAAUCACAGCCAAAAAGGAAAUUCACCUAUCAACUACACCAAUUCAGAGCUCCAAAACAUGAAGAAUGUUCCAAAACAACUUGCCAGCUCGGCUAAGAAACUUGUUAAUCAGAAGUCAAGUCUUAGACCAACAGUUGAAAAAUUCAUGAAGGAUGCUGCCACUUACUUCGACCAAAACAAGUUGGUGCUAUUCAACCACGAAUUGGAGGAGCUCAAGUUUAAGAAUGACAAUGACAAGCUAUCUUUUUUCAAGCAUGAAUUGGGUGCUUUUACUGGUAAUGAUAACCUGGAGGAAGAGGACGAUUUAUUCCCUUCAGGAUUCCUUGAAUUUAAACUCCUUCCUGAGCUUAUUUCUCAAUAUCAGAACAUUUUCAAAGCCAAACCAUCUGUGAACACUACUCCUGAAGAACAUGCUCAACGUCAAGAGACUAUAUCUGUGCUCUUAAAUUAUAUAUUGACAUUUGGAGCAAAUCUUGAAGAGGCGACAUUUUCCUCCCAAAUUAAGCCAGUCAUAUUACAAGCCUUUUCUCUUCCAGAUAGGUCAAUUAGAUUGUCAUUAUUGAAUCACUUGAAUAACUAUAUCAAGUAUUUAACUGAGUCUGACAUUCAAAAUAAAAUCUUCUAUAAUUUAUUGACUGGGUUCCAAGAUACAAACUAUAUGAUUAGAGAAACAACCCUUAAGUCGAUAACCACUGUCAUUGAUAAAGUAUCGGUAAAGCAGGUUAACCAAGACCUUUUGAAAGUGCUAGCCAAGUCACAAAUGGACCCCAAGCCAUCUAUUAGAACCAAUACUUUAGUUUUGAUUAUCAAAAUUUCGAGUAAAAUCUAUAAUACUUCUAAGAAUAAUGUGUUAAUUACUGCACUUUCAAAAUCGCUUAAGGACUCUUUUGUUCCUUGUAAAAUGAUGGCACUUUCGGGGUUUGAAAGCUUAAUAAAGGAGUUUUCGUUGAAUGAAAUAUGUGGGAAGAUAUUGGGCCAUUUAGCAAUCGCCUUGAUGGAUGAACAUUCUCAUAAAGUCAGAACUGAGGCCAGGAGAGUAUUUGACUUGUACUUACAAAGCGUUGAAGAACAUGCCUCGAGUUUACCCCAAGAUGACGUUGAUGAAGAGGAGGAAGAAAAGAUUUUUUUCGCUAAGCAUGCUCCGGUUACAUCUACUUCUUCGGAAUCCGUUACAGAAUCAUCCAGUAACGACUACUCCAUUGGAAUUGGUGGGUUCAGAUUAGGUCUUACAAAAAUGAAUCCAAAGGGAACAUUGAAUAAUGAUUUCAACGUUUCCACGCCAGAUUUAACUAGAGUAGGUACCCCAACCUUGGAAACUCCGAAUUUCAACACAAAUCAGAGUACCAAUGUCGAUACGUGGAAUGAUUUUGAUGUAGAUGAAUCCUGGGGAGGUGAGGAUGUUGUUGAUGAGGUCGUUGAUGAUACCCCAAAGAAGCCAGCUACAAUUAAUACUUCAACAAGGGCACCUAGAAAAUCAAGCGGCUUGAAACUUGGUAAGAAAACCGCUGCAGCUAAGCCAAAAUCUGCAUUGAAAUUAAAUUUGAAGGUAGAAGACGAUGACGACAAUUGGGGUGGUGAUUGGUAA